AAACGUCCAAGCGUCAUGGGCUCCUGAAAGUGGGAGUUUGCUCCCUCCCCUCAAAAUAUAUCAUCUUUACCCUUAAAAACUUGUCGCUGAAGCCUACAGAAGUCAAUAGUGUAGAAGCUGACAUGUGUGUCACGAUACAGAGACAACCAGGACAUGCCGAAGAGAGGAAAGAAGGCCAGGAGGAGGCGUGCAAAGUUGGGCACAGAAGCAGACGUGACACUUCAACAGUUUGCCGACGCCGACGGUACUACUCACCCUCCAUCUGGGAGGCUCGGCAAGGGCGAGGCUAACGCCUUCGUCCGGCAAGCCAAGGCUCUCUGUCACGUCCAGCCGUCAGAAACCUUGAAGAUGGAAGAGGAAGACUCACUCCCCUGGUAUGAGAAAGACUGGGACAGUGACCAGGGAGACAUCCAUGCAGGGAGUGACAGUGACACUGAACUUGAACUUGAAGAAAACUUGACUAGCAUUAACCAACUUAACAAUAAACACAGGCAAGUACAAGACAGUUCAGAGCCUGAAGUUGAGUAUCCAAUGGAUCUGUGGUUUGUACUUGCUCCCUACAUCAGGCCAGAGGAUAUUGGAAGGUUUGCUGCAAUUUGUAGAAAUACCUGGCAUCUUACUCAAACCAUCGGCUUCUGGCGAAGGCUCUACAACAGGUACUACUCGUCCUCUGCUCAGCUGCCUGAACGUCUGCAGCCUGAGUGUAUGGAGAGAACCAUGUGUCUGCGGACUUGUGUUGUCCGGUCUCUGUUCUACCUGUACACACCUUUCCAGCUGCAGGUGAACACCAGAGCACCUGUGGACCAGGAGAGGUUCAAUGGCAUCAUCGGCAGCAGGUGCUUGUACAGCUGGUGCUCCAAGGGCCGCACCUGUCUCUCCACUCAGUCGGGCAUACGAGACGUCUGGGUCUUCUACUUCAAGCUGCAGCUCCCCGGCCGGCCACCAGGUGGCAUCUACCAUCCCAGGAGGAGGAGGAGGAGGCUGUGGGAUGUGGAUGAAGAUAAUGACGACGCUUUGGUGAACCCAGAAGACGGUUACUGCGUACUCCGCAUCGUGGCUCCACACUAUAUUGCUGUCCCGGGAACUGUUAUGGGAAAAGUCAUGGCUGACAUCAAACUUGCUCUCAGUGGAAACAUGCAGAACCAUUGUAUAAUGAUGCACUUUUCAGAUCAGCUGUGCAUGACUAGGAAGAAACCAAAGGCAGCUAAUGGUUCAAACAGGGCCAGGACUAAAGCUAACUGUUCAGCUAUGCUGGGGGAAAGAGUGAUUCUGGACCCAGUAAAAAGCAUUCAGGUCUUACACUGGUGGCAUCCCCACUAUCCAUACAAGUAUCCUGGCUAGUUAUGGGGGCAUUGAAUAUUGCAGCCUAGGCUAAGCAUGAAUUCGGUAACAUAUUGAAAAAGGAGCAACUUGCCAAAUGAGUCAAAUGUACAGUGCUAUUUCCUUUACUGUUUACUUUACAAUCACGAUUCUGAAAUACAACUUGGUGUAUCUGAUAGUAACUGAGCAUAAAAUAAAACUCCAGGGUAAACUCAUUAUUACGAUGAUUUUGUUGUUGAUUAGGUUAUCAGGGUUUUUGUUUUCAAAGGUCCGGAGUUAGCAUUGACUUGGUGUACUUGGACUUCUGAUGAAACAACCCCUGACGGGGAUUCAGAGUGUUUGCAAAGGCAGCUGUAAAAUGCUUUCUGGCAUGAAACAACAUGAUAGAAAGGUGCAAUAGAAAUGUGAAAGACAACAUGUUGUCUCUUGUAAAUACAACAGAACAUGUAAGUUUUAAGCAAUAAGAAGAAAAGUGUACCCAAAUCACUUACAGAGAUAUAAAGCAUUAGCAACAUGAAUUGAA
Molecule: messenger RNA, 1843 nt
Organism: Branchiostoma belcheri (Belcher's lancelet)
Lineage: Eukaryota; Metazoa; Chordata; Leptocardii; Amphioxiformes; Branchiostomatidae
Product: transmembrane protein 183B-like
Exons: 1
Coding region: 154-1341 (395 amino acids)
Biological process (GO): regulation of protein stability
Cellular component (GO): SCF ubiquitin ligase complex
Source: RefSeq, a predicted model, not a curated record